Molecule: messenger RNA, 1800 nt
Organism: Setaria italica (foxtail millet)
Lineage: Eukaryota; Viridiplantae; Streptophyta; Magnoliopsida; Poales; Poaceae
Product: 4-hydroxyphenylacetaldehyde oxime monooxygenase
Exons: 3
Coding region: 57-1616 (519 amino acids)
Molecular function (GO): iron ion binding; monooxygenase activity; heme binding
Source: RefSeq, a predicted model, not a curated record
UCGCUGCUAAUUCUCUCUGCUCGUGCGAAUGUACACGUGAACGCACACAAACAAGAAUGACUGUGGCGCUGCUCCCAUGUAUUCUACUCCAACAAUGGCGAUACCUACUCGUCGCCGUUGCCCUUGCUCUCGUCUCCAUCCUCCUCUCCUGGUCAAGGAGGUCGAACAGAUACACGUCAGCCGGCCUGCACCUGCCGCCGGGUCUCCAGAAGCUCCCCCUCCUCGGCAACCUGCACCAGAUUGGCGCACUGCCACACCGGAGCCUGUGGGCGCUAGCGAGGCAGCAUGGCCCGGUAAUGCUGCUGCGCCUGGGCUCCGUGCCGACGGUGGUGGUGUCGUCGCCGGAGGCGGCGAGGGAGGUGAUGAGGACGCACGAUGCGCAUUGCUGCAGCCGGCCGGCCAUGCCGGGGGCGCGGCGGCUCACGUACGGGUUUAAGGACGUCGCCUUCGCCCCCUAUGGCGAUCAUGUUCGCGAGAUGCGCAGGCUAUUCAUCCUCGAGUUGCAGAGCAUGCGCCGCGUGAACGCUGCCUGGGACGCCAGGGAGGCCCAGGUUGACAAGCUUGUUGAAAACCUGACCCGUGCCGGGCCAAACCCGGUGAAGCUCGACGAGCACAUCUUCAGCGCCGUGGACGGCAUCAUCGGCACGGUGGUGUUCGGGAAAAUCUAUGGCACGGAGCAUUUCAAGAUGCAGUUCCUGGACAUGCUCAGUGAAGCGAUGGACAUGCUUGGCAGCUUCUCCGCCGAGGAUUUCUUCCCCAACGCUGCUGGACGCCUCAUCGACCGCCUGACGGGUCUCAUCUCCCGUCGUGAUAGGAUAUUCAGGAGGCUCGAUGACUUCUUUGAUGCAGUCAUCAAUCAGCACCUCAACCCCUCUUGCAACAAGCUUGAUGACAAAAACUGCAGAUCAGACCCAGUGCAAGCGCUCGUUGAGCUAUGGAAGGACAAGGGAAGUGUUGCUGUGCCUUUCACCCGUGACCAUGUGAAGGCUAUGCUCUUUGAUACCUUUGUCGGCGGAAUUAACACAAGCGCCGUUACCAUGGUGUGGGCGAUGUCAGAGAUGGUCCAACACCCGAGGGUGCUGAAGAAUGUACAGGACGAGAUCAGAGCUGUAGUAGGAAGGAAACAGAGGGCUUCGCGUGAUGAUGUGUCCAAGCUCAAGAAUCUGAAGAUGGUUGUGAAGGAGAUCCUCCGGCUGCACCCUCCUUUAACUCUGCUACUUCCAAGGGAGACCAUCCAGCAAGUUAAUAUCACAGGCUAUGAUGUUCCGGCAAAUACAAGAAUUAUAGUGAACGCAUGGGCAAUCAGCAGGGACCAUAACAUUUGGAAAGAUCCAGAGGAGUUCAAUCCUGAGAGGUUCAUAGGGUCAAAUAUAGACUUCAACGGUGCACAUUUCGAGUUCAUUCCAUUCGGCUCAGGUCGCCGGAUUUGCCCUGGGAUGGCCAUGGCUGUGAGUAACAUGGAGUUCACAUUGGCCAACCUGCUAUACUGUUUUGAUUGGGAACUCCCUGAGGGUGUGGCGAAGGAGGACAUAAGCAUGCAGGAGGCAGGGAGCCUAGCGUUCCAAAAGAAGGCACCGCUCAUGUUGGUGCCAAGGAGGUACGAGACUAGUUAUUGAACGAAUGCACAACCAACAAAGGUAAAACUUACGAGGUUUGGUUGUCAUUGUCUUUGUAUCGAAGGAAUUUAAUAUUAAGUCCUAUAUAACUUUAUUGUAUGUCAAAAUAUUGUAUGUGUAAUUUUUCUGUUUGUUGUUUUUUUGCUGAAUUAUAUAAUUAAAAAAGAACAAGAAGUUUUGCAUC